Molecule: messenger RNA, 372 nt
Organism: Aspergillus brunneoviolaceus CBS 621.78
Lineage: Eukaryota; Fungi; Ascomycota; Eurotiomycetes; Eurotiales; Aspergillaceae
Exons: 1
Source: RefSeq, a predicted model, not a curated record
GCACUCUGGCUGUCGAUUCCGUUUUGUCAGUCAACUCUAAUCAUAUGCAAACUCUCACUUCUGGCUUUUUACCAGCGGAUAUUUACCAGGCGUUCAGUAAAACGUUUUGGCCAUUUCAUUGCCACUAUACUCAUAAUGUGUGGUGUUUGGAUAUUCUUCAGCUCCAUUUUCUUUUGCAACCCAGUGAGCUAUUUCUGGACUCAUGGCCCGACUGCAAAAAAGCAUUGCCUACCAUGGAAGAUCUUAUGGACCCUUAAUGGAUCUAUUCAGAUCGUCAGCUACCUGGCCAUUCUGAUUGUCCCUUUGAUGGUUCUGCCUGGUUUGUGCCUGGCGAAAGGCCAAAAGAUUGGACUACUGAGUUUAUUCGGUUUG